CUGGUAAAUUGGGAGAUAUCAAAGAUCUGGCUGAAGGCAGGCGUAAUCAUCUUUGAGGAAUGCCCCUCACUAUGGGGAAAGGCAGACUUCCUCACUCAAGUUUCGUGCUACUUCUCCUUGUCCUGUUUUCUACCAAUGCCUCAAACUCUGCAGAACCGCAGUAUAUGGUGCUGGUCCCCUUCUUGCUCCACACUGGAACCCCUGAGAAAGUCUGCCUCCUUCUGAGUCACUUGAAUGAGACAGUGACUCUAAGUGCUUCCUUGGAGUCUCUCAGGGAGAACAGGAGCCUCUUUGCUGACUUGGUGACAGAGAAGGACUUAUUCCGCUGUGUCUCCUUCACUCUCCCAAGGAUCUCAUCCUCUUCAGAGGUGGUUUUCUUCACUGUCCAGAUAAAGGGACCAACACAAGACUUCAGGAAGAGAAAGACAGUAUUGGUAAAGAAUGAUCAAAGUCUGGUCUUUGUCCAGACAGAUAAACCCAUCUAUAAACCAGGACAGACAGUAAAAUUUCGUAUUGUCUCUGUGGAUGAAAAUUUUCACCCCCUGAAUGAACUGAUUCCACUGGUAUACCUUGAGAACCCAAAAAGGAGUCGAAUUGGACAAUGGCAGAAUCUCAAGUUAGAGAGUGGCCUCAAACAAUUAGCCUUUCCCCUCUCAUCAGAGCCAAUUCAGGGCUCCUACAAGGUGGUGGUGAAGAGGGAAUCAGGCGGACAUAUAGAGCACUUCUUUACUGUGGAGGAAUUUGUGGUUCCCAAGUUUGAGGUCAAAGUUCAAGUCCCAAAGAUAAUCACUGUCAUGGAUAAAAAAGUGAAAAUAUCAGUAUGUGGAAUAUACACCUAUGGGAAACCUGUCCCAGGACUUGCAACUGUGCGCGUGUGCCGAAAUUCAUUUCGAUCUUUUUACUGUAAAAAAAAUGUCUGUGAAGAAUUCAGUCAACAGCUCAAUAGCAAUGGCUGCACCACUCAAGAAGUAAAUACAGGCUUGUUCCAUAUUAGAUCUGCGGGUUUGGAAAUGCAACUUAAUGUGGAAGCCAAGAUCAGAGAAGAGGGAACAGAACUAGAGUUCACUGGACAUGGGACCAGUAAAAUCACAAACAUUGUAACCAGACUCAAGUUUGUGAAAGUGGAUUCACACUUUAGACGAGGAAUACCCUUCUUUGGACAGGUGCUUCUGGUGGAUGAAAAUAAUGUGCCCAUCUCCAAUAAACUCGUCUCCAUCUUUGCAAAUGAAGUCAAUUACUUUUUCAACGCAACCACCAAUGAACAGGGUCUUGCACAGUUUUCAAUCAAUACUACCAACAUAUUGAGUAGCCAAUUUUUUAUUACAGCCCACCAUGAGAAACCUAACAUGUGUACUAACUAUGCAUGGCUAGAAGAAGAGCACCAGACAGCUUUUCACACUGCGAGUCAAGUUUAUUCCUUAAGUGGAAGCUAUGUUCAGGUGGAGCCUGUGGAUAGUACCCUGCCCUGUGGCCAAACACAGACUAUCAAGGCACACUACAUACUCAGGGGGUCAGCCACUGGGGAACUAAAGGAGCUCACUUUCUAUUACCUGAUCAUGGCUAAGGGAGGCAUCAUCAGAUCAGGAACACACGUGCUGCCUGUAGAGCCAGAAGAUGGCAGUUUUUCCUUAUCCAUCCCUGUGACGUCAGACAUUGCUCCCAUUGCACGAUUGUUCAUCUUUACUGUUUUACCAAAUGGAGAAGUUAUUGGAGAUUCAGAGCGUUUUGAGAUUGAAAACUGUCUAACCAACAAGGUGGAUUUGAGCUUCAGCCCAGCACAAAGUCUUCCUGCCUCACGUGCCCACCUGCGCGUCACAGCUUCUCCUCAGUCCCUCUGUGCCCUCCGCGCAGUGGACCAGAGCGUGCUGCUCAUGAAGCCUGAGGCCGAGCUGUCCCCGUCCUCGGUAUAUAACCUGCUCACUACGAAGGACCUCACUUAUUUCCCUGAAAAUUUGGAAGACCAGGAAGAAAGACAAGCACGCUGUGGUUAUAAUUAUAUCUUUGGUCAAAGAAUGGACAUUGAAGGAGAUAUCUAUAGCUUUCUAAAGGGCAUGGGAUUAAAGGUGCUCACCAACUCUAGAGUCCGAAAACCAGAGUCAUGUUCGAUGCCUAACCAACCCAUAGCAGCAAGAGUUCUAGCAGAUCCUAUACCACAUAGAGGUUUACCUGGUUUACCAGGUGCAGCAAGUCCAUAUAUUCCUCAAUCUAUGGCAUAUAAUGUAAUGUAUGAAAGUAAUAUUCAACGUCCAGAGCCAGUCUCUGAAACGGUGCGGAGUUAUUUUCCUGAGACCUGGAUCUGGGAGUUGGCGGUGGUGGACUCAUCGGGUGUGGCUGAAGUAGGAGUAACAGUACCUGAUACCAUCACUGAGUGGAAGGCAGGGGCUUUCUGCCUGUCCAAUGACACUGGACUUGGUUUCUCUCUUCCUGCCUCUCUCCGAGCCUUCCAGCCCUUCUUUGUGGAGCUCACAAUGCCCUACUCUGUGAUCCGUGGAGAGGCCUUCACACUCAAGGCUACUGUCAUCAACUACCUCCCCAAAUGCAUCCGGGUCAGAGUUCAACUGGAAGCUUCUACAGCCUUCCUAGCAGUCCAAAACACAAAGGGAAAAGAAUCCUACUGCAUCUGUGUAAAUGAGCGACAAACCGUCUCUUGGGCUAUAACUCCUAAAACUCUGGGGAAUGUGAACUUCUCAGUGAGUGCAGAGUCAGUGCAGUCCCUAGAGAUGUGUGGAAAUGAGCUUGCUGAGGUCCCUGAGACAGGGAGGAAGGACACAGUCAUCAAAACCCUAUUGGUGGAACCUGAAGGUAUUGAGCAAGAAAAGACUUUCAACUCUAUGACUUGUGCUUCAGGUACUGAAAUAUCUGAGCAAUUAUCCCUGAAGCUCCCAGAAAAUGUUGUCAAACAAUCUGCCAGAGCCUCUUUCUCAGUUUUGGGUGACAUAUUAGGUUCUGCUCUGCAAAAUAUACAGAAUCUGCUCCAGAUGCCCUAUGGCUGUGGAGAACAAAACAUGGUCCUUUUCGCUCCUAACAUCUAUGUGUUGAACUAUCUGAAUGAAACCCAACAGUUGACCUCAGAGAUCAAGUCUAAAGCCAUUGGCUAUCUCAUCAGUGGAUACCAGAGACAGCUGAACUACAAACAUCAAGAUGGUUCCUAUAGCACAUUUGGGGAGAAAUAUGGCAACCAACAGGGCAACACAUGGCUCACAGCUUUUGUACUGCAGACUUUCGCCCAGGCUCGACCUUACAUCUUCAUUGAUGAAGCACACAUUACUGGAGCGCUCACCUCGCUGUCCCAAAAGCAGAAGGACAAUGGCUGUUUCAGAAGUUCUGGGUCACUGCUCAACAAUGCCAUGAAGGGAGGAGUGGAAGAUGAAGUGACCCUAUCUGUCUACAUCACUAUUGCUCUUCUGCAAAGUGCUCUUCCAGUCACUCAUCCUGUUGUGCAAAAGGCCCUGUUGUGCCUGGAGUCUGCCUGGAACACAGUGAAGGAGGGGACCGGAGGAAGCCACACCUACACCAAGGCAUUGUUGGCCUAUGCUUUUGCCCUCAUGGGAAACCAAGAUAGGAGAAGAGAAAUACUGAACUCUCUGGAUAAGGAAGCUGUAAAAGAAGAUAACUCAGUCCACUGGGAGCGAUCUCAAAAACCCAGUGCAACAGAAAGUUAUUUUUACCAGCCCCGUGCACCCUCUGCUGAGGUGGAGAUGACGUCCUACGUGCUUCUUGCUUAUCUCACUGCUCAGCCUGUCCCAAGUUCAGAGGACCUGACUUCUGCAUCACACAUUGUUAAGUGGAUCACAAAGCAACAGAAUUCUUAUGGGGGCUUCUCCUCUACCCAGGACACAGUGGUGGCUCUCCACGCCCUGUCUAGAUAUGGAGCUGCCACUUUCACCAGGAGUCAGAAAACUGCUCAGGUGACCAUUCGCGAUUCACAGACAUUUUCCACAAAACUCCAAGUGGACAGCAACAACCUCCUGUUACUACAGCAGGUCUCCUUGCCAGAGGUACCUGGAGAAUAUGUCAUAACAGUGACUGGAGAAAGAUGUGUGUAUCUUCAGACCUCCAUCAAAUAUAAUAUUCUUCCUGAGAAAGUAGACUCCCCAUUUGCUUUGGAGGUGCAGACUCUGCCCCAAACUUGUGAUGGAGUCCAAGCCCACACCAGCUUCCAGAUCUCAGUGAAUGUCAGUUACAGAGGGAGCCGCUCUGUCUCCAAUAUGGUGAUUGUGGAUGUAAAGAUGGUAUCUGGUUUUAUUCCCUUGAAACCAACAGUAAAAAUGCUUGAAAGAUCUAGCCACGUGAGCAGGACAGAAGUGAGCAAUAACCACGUCAUCAUUUAUGUGGAAGAGGUAACAGAUAAGACACUAAAUUUUUCCUUCACGGUUCUUCAAGACAUCCCAGUAAGAGAUCUAAAGCCAGCAAUUGUUAAAGUCUAUGAUUACUAUGAAACAGAUGAGUCUGCUACUGCUGAGUACAUCGCUCCUUGCACCACAGGUGCAGAACAAGAAAAUGUUUGAGGACCGUAUUUAGGCUACAUAGUUUGGUGGAUUCACUGUCCUGUACUUCUAUUUAGAAGAAGUCAAGUUGUUCAUUUCUGUAAAGCAGACAUCAAAAUGGCUUAUUGAAUAAAUAUAUAUUUCUGGUCAAGCCA
This is a messenger RNA of Phyllostomus hastatus (greater spear-nosed bat), 4642 nucleotides long. RefSeq names its product PZP alpha-2-macroglobulin like (gene PZP). NCBI's taxonomy places the organism in Eukaryota, Metazoa, Chordata, Mammalia, Chiroptera, Phyllostomidae. The transcript has 36 exons. The record is from RefSeq and is a predicted model, not a curated record. Gene Ontology annotation, cellular component: extracellular region. The coding region runs from base 60 to 4508 and encodes 1482 amino acids. Gene Ontology annotation, molecular function: endopeptidase inhibitor activity.